AUGACCAGCUCCACUGUAGUGGGCGCCACCCUGCCUGGAGAGUUUCUAGUACGCCUUCGGAGGCAGUCAGGCGGCUUGGGUUUCAAGCUUUUGGGUGGAGCUGAGGAGGGAACUCCGCUGCUUCUUUUUGUGCGUAUUCGGGCUCGCGCAGGUGACCUCCUCGACACGCUCUCUAUCGGUCCACUGGUUCCUGGCGGUGUUGCGGAGAAGUCGGGGAUGAUCCAAACUGGCGACCAUCUGGUCUCCGUCAACGGUGAGCGCGUUGUUGGUGCUCGUCAUCGUUGGGUGGUACAGUUGCUGGAGCAGAAUGCUGCCUGCACGCACUCCGAAGUAGUUCUUGGUCUCUGGAGACCAACGGAGACUGCACAAAAGUUGUGGCCUCCGCCCUCUGGUUUGAGACAGCACUCUGACGGUGGUUUUCCUGCCGACCAGUCCUCCUCGGCAUCAUCCGCGUCAUCGUCGGUAGUGUCCGGUGCGCGCCAGUGUUAUUCUUCUCUGCUGAUUCUCCUCUUCCUUGCUGGCAGUGGCGGAAACUGUGGGAAUAUUAUUAUUGCCAGAAGGUCAUGUCAACGCAUACAUUUCCCCCUCCUCUCCCAUGCAGCCCGUCUUGUGCCUGGGAGCCCCGCAGAUCGUUCUCGCCAGCUGCAAGUUGGUGACCUCAUUCUAUCCAUCAACGGCGUGAAUAUUGCCGGUCUCAGGCGCGAGGACAUUGUGCGUCUCAUUCGUGAUAGCGGUUGCCAGGUUGCUCUCAGCGUUCUUUCCCACAGCAGCUGUAAGUUCAUUAUGCCAUCUGGGCUCUGA
Messenger RNA from Dibothriocephalus latus, 801 nucleotides. The record is from the annotation of a GenBank genome assembly. Lineage: Eukaryota; Metazoa; Platyhelminthes; Cestoda; Diphyllobothriidea; Diphyllobothriidae.